GAUUAGUUUUACGGUACACAAUAAGAAAGAGAGUAAAAGAUGGAUAACCCGAAAUUACAACGGUUUAUUCAAGUGGAACAACAGAAAGUUCAGUCACGGGCUCAUAUAGAGAUGCUAACAGAAAGAUGCUGGGACAAAUGUGUCGGCUAUCCAAGCAACAAACUAGACUCAAAAACAGAGAAUUGUGUUAGAGACUGUGUGUUCAGAUACAUAGAUUCAUCAAAUUAUGUAGCCAACAGACUUCGACUUACAGCAGAAAGAGUAUCACAAACACCUCAACCAUUCUCUUGAUAAAUGACAAUUUACAUGUACUAUCAUACACUGCCAAUGAGAAACUAUUCAGUAGUUUGACACAUCUAUUGAGUUUAGUGGAUUGAGUACAAAUUUAGUUAACAACUAUAUAAAGCUGGACUUGAAGUUUUGUACUCUUUGUUGCACAGCAUAUUUUGUUAAUAUCAUUUCAUACAUCAAGUGUAUGUAUAAUUUGAAUAAAUACUUUAAUUACA
Molecule: messenger RNA, 506 nt
Organism: Ruditapes philippinarum (Manila clam)
Lineage: Eukaryota; Metazoa; Mollusca; Bivalvia; Venerida; Veneridae
Product: mitochondrial import inner membrane translocase subunit Tim8 B-like
Exons: 2
Coding region: 40-291 (83 amino acids)
Source: RefSeq, a predicted model, not a curated record